AUGCCACCAGUACAUUCUAGCCCUUACUUCCAAAUGGACAAUCAGGCCAUACUGUCUUUGCUCCGGCAUACUGCAGGCGAGAAACGAUCAAAAUCUGGUAGCGGUGGGCUUCUUAAAAUGUUCAAGCUCUUCCCCAUGUUGACUUCAGGUUGCAAGAUGGUUGCACUAUUAGGCAGACCUCGAAAACCUUUACUCAAAGACAGUGCUACAACAGGUACCAUUUUUGGUUAUCGUAAAGGCAGACUUAGUCUAGCCAUACAAGAAGAUCCUCAUUGUGUGCCGAUGUUUGUUAUAGAGCUACCGAUGCACUCAAGUCUAUUUCACAAAGAAAUGGCAUCGGAUAUAGUAAGGAUCGCACUAGAGAGCGAGACCAAGACUCAUAAAAAGAAAGUAUUGGAGGAGUUUGUUUGGGCUGUGUAUUGUAAUGGAAGAAAGGUUGGGUACUCUAUUAGGAGGAAGCAAAUGUCUGAUGAUGAGCUUCAUGUUAUGCAACUUCUGAGAGGUGUUUCCAUGGGUGCAGGUGUGCUUCCCUGCCCAAAUAAUGAGAAGGAAUCAGCAGAUGGGGAAUUGACUUACAUUAGAGCCAGAUUUGAGAGAGUGGUUGGAUCGAAAGAUUCUGAAGCUCUGUACAUGAUUAAUCCAGAUGGUGCAGCAGGGCCAGAAUUGAGUAUUUUCUUUGUAAGGGCUCGCUAG
Dovyalis caffra is the source of this 693-nucleotide messenger RNA. Lineage: Eukaryota; Viridiplantae; Streptophyta; Magnoliopsida; Malpighiales; Salicaceae. The record is from the annotation of a GenBank genome assembly.